UGUAACCUAAUUUUUAGUAGACUGAUUAGACUGAAAGUUUUUAUUAUUUAAAUAAUUUUUUGGUGUAUAUUACUUAAAUAUUACAAUGCUGUUGGUCUUCCACUGUAAUAUCUAGAGACAUGGCAAACAGUCUCGGUCCCGUAAUAGACUGGACAGAAGACGACACCAAAAGUUAUUUAGAGAAACAGGGGCUCGAACACUCAAGCAUCCACUAUCUUUGUUUCGAAAAUAGAUUAAACGGAAAAUGUAUCCUGGCUCUAAACGAUGCCGAUUUCGGUCUAAAUCCCAUCAAUAAUUUAAAACUCAGAGACAGAAAACUUUUUUACAUCGUAACCAAGCAUCUUCAGAAGGAAAAUCAAGAGACACUUUUUGAAUUGGGUUUGAUAAAGCAUUCAAACGCUCCGACUAUAUACAAUAACCAUAUUAGCCAUCCACAUCCUUGUAUUAAACAGGAGAGUGAGUACGGAGACUCAGAGCAUAAUAUUUCACCAACAGUUUCUGAAGAUGGAAGACCCAGAUUACCUCCAGAAAGGACUAAAGCUCUUUUGAGCUUUUGUUAUGUGGUAGCAGUCACUUGGGUAACCGCGUUUGUAAUGGUUAUUGUCCAUGAUCGAGUACCUGACAUGAAAAAAUAUCCUCCGCUUCCAGAUAUUUUUCUAGAUAACGUACCUCACAUUCCAUGGGCUUUCGAUAUGUGUGAAGUUACCGGCACUUUAAUGUUCACUAUAUGGCUAAUGGUUUUAUUAUUUCAUAAACACCGAUUUAUUCUAAUGAGAAGAUUUUUUGCCCUCUCGGGAACUGUAUUUCUUCUCAGAUGUAUUACCAUGUUGAUAACGUCGCUCAGUGUUCCAGGGGCUCAUUUGCAGUGUCAGCCUAGAAAUUAUUCCACCAACGGUGCUUCCUCCUUCGAUGACUUGGCCAAAAAACUUUCGCAAGCCUAUAUUAUAUGGAGAGGCGCGGGAAUGUCGAUACAGGGUGUAAGAACGUGUGGUGAUUAUAUGUUUAGCGGACACACUGUAGCUUUAACUAUGUUGAACUUCUUCAUAACCGAAUAUACACCAAGAUAUAUCUAUUAUCUGCACACGAUGUCGUGGAUGAUGAAUAUGUUUGGGAUAUUUUUCAUAUUAGCUGCUCAUGAACACUACUCCAUUGACGUUUUCGUGGCGUUUUACAUAACCAGUCGUUUAUUUCUGUACUAUCACACCCUGUCCAACAAUCAGGCUUUAAUGCAAAGGGACUCGACAAGGACGAGAGUUUGGUUUCCGUUGUUUUCGUAUUUCGAAUCGGGAGUGGAAGGCAUCGUGCCCAACGAGUACGACACGCCCGCAGAGGUCGCGAAAAACUUCACGUGUUUCGUCAAAGAAUUCUGUUGCGACCUUCUAAAAUUCAUCGUUUUUUUAUUUAAAAAGGACGAGCCACAGAGUUCGAGUAGCAGAAAUACCGUCGGUAGCAAUAACGCGAUUUUAGCCAAGAAAAAUAAAUAAAUAAUUGUCAUUGUUAUACAGGAUGGUCCGAAUUGUAUUCGGGAACUUCGGCAGCAUUUAUUCUGCCGAUAAAAAUAAAGUAAAAAAGUUCUAUUAUAACUCAAACAAAGAACUUUUUCACUUGUCGAAGUUUCCCUCAUACCAUUCGGACUACCCUGUAUAUUAUGUGUAUAGUAGUGUAUUUAAAUUAUUUAUUUUUUAUAUUCAAUGUCAAUAAAAUGAUAUAAAAGUCGAGUCAAGUAACUUAAGUGAAAUAAGUUUUUAUAGUAUUAUAGAGGGUGUUCCUUAAUGGCAUGCUAGUAUUUGAGGAGGUGAUUCUUGAUCUAUUCUAAGUGAUAAACCUCAUAUGAAUUAUGUCCUAAACAUCAUAAUUCCUGAGAUACGGGGUGGUAAAAUUUUCUAAUUUUAUAUAGAUAUAUUUAUUAUAGAUAUCUUUAUGAAACUUGAUACACGUCUUCUAUGCAUCAAAAUAACUUUUUUGAUGUACAAAAGAUUUUAUUUAUUUCAACCAGUGCCGUCCGUACGAGUUUUACAUUGAAUUUUUGGAGAAAAAAGUGGUACACCACUGACUUCUCUUAAAAUAAAAAUUAUUUUCAAAAUCACCGUUCAUUUCUAAACAUUUUCUAUCUCGUUAUUUUCUGCAUAGUUUUUGCUUAAAAAAAAUUAGUCAAUUUACUUCAGGGUCAAAUCGCUGAAAAUCUGAUGCGGUGACAAAAAACGUGCUUUUAGGCUAUAAUAUAUAUAUAAUAAAAAGAAUCAAUCUCUUAAAUAUUAGCAAGCUAUUAAAGAACACCCAGUAUAAUUAUAGUGACGGGUUAGAUAUUUUUCAUAUAAUCUGUUUAAAAACUUUCUGGAAAAUCAAUAAAAAAAAACUUUGAAAAUAAUUUAUUAAAAAAAUAUUUGCUAAGUAAUGUUUUUUUGUUAAAUAAUUUUUUUUUAGUUAAAAAUCUGGACUAUUUUCAUUCUAUUUUUUUAACCUGUUAUUAUAAUAUAUUUGACUGUUAACGUCCUGAUUUCAUAUCAUUUUUUUUAGUUCAAUGCAAACAUAGCUUUAUAGUGUUUUCUUGUGAUCUAGUAAUCUUAGUUAUUUAUUUAAUCUUAAAAAAUAUUUAUUUCAAGUUGUUUGUUAUUACAGAGAAAUCAUUCCUUUGGUAUAUAUCAGUGAUAUUUUUUUAUACAUAUAUAUAAAAAAUUAUAUCUCUAGAAAAUAAUUUUAUACGAGUAUAUGAAAUAAAACGAUCAAAAA
Sitophilus oryzae (rice weevil) is the source of this 2730-nucleotide messenger RNA. RefSeq names its product sphingomyelin synthase-related 1-like. The transcript is spliced from 3 exons. The record is from RefSeq and is a predicted model, not a curated record. NCBI's taxonomy places the organism in Eukaryota, Metazoa, Arthropoda, Insecta, Coleoptera, Curculionidae. Gene Ontology annotation, cellular component: Golgi membrane; endoplasmic reticulum membrane. Gene Ontology annotation, molecular function: sphingomyelin synthase activity; ceramide cholinephosphotransferase activity. Gene Ontology annotation, biological process: ceramide biosynthetic process. The coding region runs from base 120 to 1484 and encodes 454 amino acids.